GUCCAUCUUGGGGAGAGGGGAGCCCAGAGCCAGGGCUCUGCCUCCCGCUGCACCCCAAGCCAGCCGAGACCAACUCACUUCCGGCUUGACAAAGCCCUGGCUGGGAUGAUUUAGUUGGGAAUUGGUCCUGCUUUGAGCAGGGGGUUGGACUAGAUACCUCCUGAGGUCCCUUCCAACCCUGAUAGUCUAUGAUUCUAUGUACCUGGAGGGACAGACGGACAGGCAGGUGGGCACUGCACCUCUGUCAUGGUGACCUGGGCCCAUGACCUGCAGGAGCUGCGGCGAAGCGCCUCGCUGGCCACCAAGGUCUUUGUGCAGCGGGACUACAGCGACGGGACCCUCUGCCAGUUCCAGAACAAGUUCCCCCUGGAGCUGGACAGCCGGCUCGAGCGGCAGCUCUUUGAGGAGACAGUGAAGACCCUCAAUGGCUUCUACGCCGAGGCCGAGAAGAUCGGGGGCAGCUCCUACCUGGAGGGGUGCCUGGCGUGUGCCACAGCCUACUUCAUCUUCCUCUGCAUGGAGACCCACUACGAGAAGGUGCUGAAGAAGAUCUCCAAGUACAUCCAGGAGCAGAACGAGCAGGUGUAUGCGCCACGGGGCCUGCUGCUCACCGACCCCGUGGAGCGGGGCAUGCGGGUCAUCGAGAUCUCCAUCUAUGAGGACAGAUGCAGCAGCGGCAGCACCAGCAGCGGCAGCACCAGCAGCGGGGGCGGGGGGGGCCGGUGACUGGCAGGGAGUCCCUGCAGGGACGAAGGCCUCGCCGAGCUCCGCCGGCUGCGG
Chrysemys picta bellii (western painted turtle) is the source of this 780-nucleotide messenger RNA. The record is from RefSeq and is a predicted model, not a curated record. Lineage: Eukaryota; Metazoa; Chordata; Testudines; Emydidae.